This is a messenger RNA of Entrophospora candida, 2211 nucleotides long. The record is from the annotation of a GenBank genome assembly. Lineage: Eukaryota; Fungi; Glomeromycota; Glomeromycetes; Entrophosporales; Entrophosporaceae.
AUGAGUAAAAAACGUCUAAUAACACAAGAUCCCAAAAAAUUGAGAAAACUACAUGAAUUUGCAAUAAGAGGCGGAAUUGGUAAAGGCAUUGCCAUUCAUGAUACGUUGGCAGAUACCGAGGAUGAUUUGAUGUUUUUCACUGGAGAUACGGUUACAAUUUUAAAACAUAUCAAAGAUGAAUAUUUUCUUGGAUAUUGUGAAGGUGUUAUUGGGAAAUUUAAAGGCAGUGCAAUCAAAUUUAAUGAUUCACCUAAAAGACAAAGCAAUUUUCUUCUUCCUUCUGAUGCAAUUCAAAAUCAUCAAAACCCAAUCAUAAUAGCCAACCCACCAAAAAGAUCAUCUAGUUUAUCAUCAGAGGCAAACUCUAAUGAAAUUAAAUUUAAUAAUGAAAACAAUAAUGAUGACAAUAGUAUUAAGAUAUCCGAUACUGCUUCUAUACUAGAAUAUAAUAAUCCGACAUCUAUAUCAAUAUUACAAAGCAAAGAUCAAUCAAUUGGGACAGAUCAUCAUGAUACAUCGAAUAAUUUUAGUAUUAAUAAACGAAACAAUAGACAAAGUUUCGUUAAUAAUAAUAGCAAUAAUAUGGAAAAUUAUUAUUCACCUUCCACCUCACCUCUAUCUUCACCUAGACUUGUCAAGUAUGAUACCCUUGAAAAUAUUACAAAUGGAAAUAAUCAUGCUACUACUGCUGCUGUUUCUACUAAAUUAUCAUCAUCAGAGAUACAAAAUAAUGAGAAUAAUAACACAACAAAUACUUUAAAUACUCCUCAAAUUGAUUCAUUUAUAGAAUCUGAUCAAAACAAAAAUAUUGCUGUUCCAACCUUUAAGAUAGAUUUGGUAUCCGAUACUGAAACCAAAUCACCAACCUCUGAACAAUUUAGCAUUAAAGAAAAUCCCAAAGUCGCUAUUACUUCUAAAGAUCUCAAAAACGAUGAAACAAAAGAACCUGUUUUAAAAUCAUCCAAAAUUGAAACAUCAAUAGUAAUGGGUAAAUCAGCAAUUGAAUCUUUAGUAACAACUGAACCACCAUCACAACCUCUACCUCCAUCGUCGCCAUUAUCAUCUCCCAAUUCACAAAAUCAAGUUGGAGUUGUAAAACCAAAAAAGGAACAAAUUCUUACUAUAGAUGAAUAUGGAUUUGUUUAUGAUAUAUCAGAAGAGAAAGUUCUAAUUGGAGCAGAUAGGAUCAAAAAAUUGGUUCGUCUUGGUAUUCCCGAAUCAUUACGUGGAAAAGCAUGGCAAUUUAUGGCAGGUGCAGAUAAACUUAGGAGACCUGGUUAUUAUGAUAGAGAUAUACACAGAUGUUAUCCUGACCAUAUCCAAUUUCGAAAAGAGACUGGCUUUGGACAAGAAGAUCUCCAUGAUGUUCUUAAAGCAUAUGCACAUUAUAAUCCAUCGAUAGGAUAUUGUCAAGGAAUGGGACGUUUGGUUGGCAUGAUGCUUAUGCAAAUGCCAGUAGAAGAUUCAUUUUGGUUACUCGCAGCAACCAUAGAAAAAUAUAUGGUUGGAUAUUUUACACCUAAUUUGACUCAAAUUAGAAUAAAUUCCAUUAUAUUUGAACAACUUUUAAUCGAAAAUUAUCCCAAACUAGCACAACAUUUGGCUGAAAAUGAUGUAAUUCCACUCAUAUACGUUACUCAAUGGUUUAUGACACUAUUUACCAUGACAUUGCCAUGGGCAUCUGUACUACGUGUCUGGGACAUGUUUUAUUUUGAGGGUGUGAAUUUAUUCUAUAGGAUUGGACUGGCAAUAAUGGAAUGUUCACAAGAUUAUAUUCUUAAAGAAUGUCCAACAAGUUCAGAAAUCUUGGAGUUUUUAUUACAUAUCCCACAUGAAUUCUUGACACCAGAUCUAUUGUUAGAAGCAGCAUUUAAAAUCAAGAUUAAAAAACGUGUUAGAAAAUUAACAAAAAAAAUCGAGGCAAUGGAAAAGGGAAAAGAUAAUGAUUAUCCUAAUAUUAAUAAUCUUGAUUUUAUUAAUGGAACUGUAAACAUUAAAAAUGCUAGUGUUAUUGAUCCCAACAAUAGUGGUAAUAAUGUCGCUGUUAAUAAUGGCAACAAUGAUGGUAGUAAUGUUAAUGACAGUAUUAUUAAUAAUAUUGAUGCAAAAUCAAAUUUUAAUAAUGAUAAAAUAUUGACAAGUAAAAAAUCAAAAAAUGAUAAAUUAAAGGUUAACGGUGUCGAAUUUAAAUUAAUUGGGGAAGGAGGUUAA